AUGGCACUGACGAUUGAUGGAAUUGGCGAGACGCGCGGCGUGGACCUGGAUGGCACGAGCGACGUCUAUGCGCAGGCGAUCCGCAACUGUGCGGCGCGGAUGGAAGGGGAAGACCCCCUUGCGGCUGCUGAAGCCCUUCAGGACGAACUUUCACGGCUCGAUAAAGCCUCCAGGAGCGGCGCGGUUUUACCUCGGCAUGUGUUGGUCAUUGGCGGCGCAGGCUAUGUGGGUUCCGUCAUGGUUCGCGAGCUUCUGAAGCGCGGUUACAAAACCCGGGUGCUGGACAAUUUCCUCUAUUCCAAUUCUCUGUCGCUUGAAGGCCUUUAUGACGAGCCAGGCUUCAGCCUGGUAAUGGGAGACCUAAGGGACGAAGCGACACUUGAUCGUGCGCUGGAUAGUAUCACUGACGUGGUGCUUCUCGCUUCGCUUGUUGGCGAUCCGAUCUCCAAGAAAUUCCCCGAUCUCACACGCUCGGUCAAUCAGGCUGGUUCAGAGACUGUCUUUAAAGCGCUUGAAGGGCGGGGCAUUCACAAGUUCGUCUUUACGUCGACCUGUUCCAACUACGGCAUGCGAGACAGCGAUGAACCAGCGGAUGAAACAUCUGAUCUUAAGCCUCUCUCCAUCUAUGCGGAGACCAAAGUUGGGUUCGAGCAGUUUCUGCUGGAGCAGGGGAAAACAUCUGAAGCAAUCCCGACUGUGCUUCGUAUCUCCACAGCAUUCGGUCUCAGUCACCGCAUGCGGUUUGAUCUGACAGUGAAUGAGUUUACAGCUGCUCUCGCUAAGGGCGAAGCGCUGGAUGUCUAUGACAAGGAUACGUGGCGUCCUUACUGCCACGUGCGUGACAUUGCUGGUGCGGUCAUUCGGGUGCUGGAAGCGCCGGAAGAAAAGGUCCGCGGUGAAGUUUUCAAUGUUGGCGCUGAUGAAAACAAUUACACCAAGGCGAUGAUCAUCGACGAAAUCCUGACCCACAUUGAUGGCAAGGUUUCUUACGUUGAAAAAGGCAGCGAUCCGCGUAACUACCGCGUGUCCUUUGCCAAGAUCAAAGAUGAAUUGGGAUUUGAGCCGCGCCACUCCGUGAAAGCCUUCGUCCCAGAAUUGAUCGAGGCGGUUCGUUCUGGCCUCUACCUGCGUUCAGAAGAAAUUCCCGGUUAUUACGGGAACUAUGAUGAGAGCCCUAUGGGACUUGCGACACUCAAUCAGCCGUAUGAACAGGUAGAUCCGUCCCAAGUGGUGGCUGCUAUUCGGUCGGCUAUUGGUGUGUCAGAGGACCAUGCCUUUCAGCCGCUUCAUGUACCGCAUUUCGAAGGUGCUGAGUGGGACUAUGUCAAAGACUGUCUCGAUACGGGCUGGGUCUCCUCUGUUGGCUCUUAUGUUGAAAAAUUUGAAGAAGAGGUCGCCGCUCUUUCAGGUGUCGCCCAUGGCGUUGCUGUCGUAAACGGCACGGCGGCGCUUCAAAUUGCACUGCAAGUUGUCGGUGUUGGCCUUGGCGAUGAAGUGCUGAUGCCGGCGCUUACGUUUGUCGCAACCCCCAAUGCAGCGUCCUAUCUUGGCGCGGUCCCUCAUUUCGUGGAUAGCGAUCCCGCGACAUUGGGGCUGGACCCAACCAAACUCGACGCUUACCUGGCAGAGAUUGGCGAACGGUCCCUGGAAGGAUUGCGCAAUCGACUGACGGGCCGUCGGUUCGGCGCCAUCGUCCCCAUGCACACUUAUGGGCAUGCGGUUGAUAUGGAGCCUCUGAUUGCGGUUGCGGCCAGGUAUGGGAUUCCGAUUGUUGAGGAUGCAGCCGAGUCCCUCGGCAGUGUGUACAAAGGUGAAAAAUGCGGCUCGCUUGGCCGUGUCGCAGCGAUCAGCUUUAAUGGCAACAAGAUCAUCACGACUGGCGGCGGUGGUGCGAUUGUCACCGACGAUGCAGAUCUAGCCGCUCGUGCCAAACACCUGACGACAACGGCGAAAGUCGCCCAUCGGUGGGCAUUCGACCAUGAUGCCGUUGGAUAUAAUUACCGUCUUCCGAACCUGAAUGCGGCACUCGGCUGUGCGCAGCUUGAAAGCCUCCCAUCCUAUAUUGAGCGCAAGCGUUUUCUUGCCGAACGAUAUGUAACUGCCUUCGAGGCCGCGACAAAUGAUGCUGGCCUGAUGACGCGACCCACCUGGACGCUGAUGAAUGAUCUGCCGAUGUAUGCCGGGGCGCCCGCCAUGCCGCUUGAUGGUGCCCGCAAUAUCGAAGAUUAUUGGAACUGGCGGUAUCGUGACAAUCCAAUUGAUGCGCCGAUGAUCGAGCUUGCCUGGGACGGCGACACGCUGGCCGCGCAUUACGCUGUGUCGCCAAUGCCGCUGAUGAUCGGCAGGGAUGUCGGUGGCUACCUUGACGUUCCCGUCGUUCACAUUGCCGGCGGCGAUACUGCGGAUGAUUUCAAUAUCGAGCCCUGGCGCGUCCACAAUGUCGGCGCGCCUGGUCUUGAUCGGCUUGUAGAUGAGCCUGAGAUCGACUUGGCCUGCGUCUGGAAAAUGAUGAACGUGGCGCCAGUUGAGGGACCUUUUCUCGUUAUGAUCCAGCAUCCCUUACUGCCGGAGAUGCAUGACGCGGAACGGCAAAUGAAGGUCGGUCGCGAGCAUGCCGGAAACGUCGAAUUUGUUGAUUAUAAUGCAACAGAGAUCGAAACAGCGCUGAACAAGGCUGUGUUCGACGACCAGUACCGCGCACAGCUGGAAUCAGCAAAAAAUCCUUACGGGGACGGCACAGCGGGCAAGCAGAUAUGUGAGAUUGAAGCGGUGUCACAGGCAUUUGGCUUUCAGUCGGUUCACCGUCUUGGGUAUGAGACGGCGGCACUUGAUGUUGUGCCAAUCGGCGAGAUUGUGAAGAAGAUCGCUGACAUCUUUGCGCGGCCUGGUGGCCUGGAUUUCAUCCCAUCUCUCUAUGAGAACAUCACAGAUUGGUCUGCGAAGAAGAGAUCUAUCAUUGAGCUCUAUGGCGAGGAGGUGGGUGACGCACCGUUUCCACGGAGCCUGGAAAUUGUAGAUGCGAAAGAGAAGGUGCGUGGUGAGACCAUGAACCAAGUCACGGUGAUCGCUGAAGCUGGUGUCAAUCACAAUGGGUCGCUGGAGCGCGCCAUUGAGAUGGUCGAUGUUGCCGCCGACAUUGGUGUGGAUGUUGUGAAGUUUCAAACAUUCGAUGCGGAAGCUUUGGUGACGCGGAGCGCUCCGAAAGCUGACUAUCAGAAAGAAACAACUGAAGAGAGUGAAACGCAGUUGGAAAUGCUGCGCGCGCUGGAGCUUGAUGUGCACGCCCACAGGACACUCAUUCAACGUUGUGCCGAAAAGGGCGUGCAGUUUCUCUCGACUCCCUUUGAUCUGGGGAGCCUGGAUCUUCUCGCCAAUGAGCUUAACGUUACAACGCUAAAAGUCGGUUCGGGUGAACUUACCAACGCACCGCUUUUGCAUGCUUGCGCGAAGGCAGGCCGCGACCUCAUCCUCUCGACGGGCAUGGCGACGCUGGAUGAAGUCGAGACCAUGCUAGGUGUGGUGGCGCAUGGAUAUCUUGGCGAGAGCGCGCCGGGCGAAAAGGCAUUCGAAGAAGCGUUAGAGAGCGAAGCGGGGAAAGCUGCUCUCAAGUCCCGCGUAAAACUGUUGCAUUGCACGAGUUCCUACCCAACACCGGACGUGGACGUAAAUCUCAGAGCAAUUGAGACGCUUCGUGCGAAGUUUGGUCUACCUGUUGGAUUUUCAGAUCACAGCGAAGGAGAGGCGAUCAGGAAUCUCGACGAAAGUGCGCUGCAAAUUGCACUUGUUGUUGAUCCGGACAGAAGGUUGCAGGGGACCAUCACCGACGGCGAUGUUCGCCGCGCGAUCCUUCGCAGCGAAACCCUUGAUGCGCCGGUUGGGAAUGUGAUGAAGGCAAACCCCAUCACUGCCGGCCCUGACAUCGACCGUAAAACGGUGAUGCGCUGGAUGCGAGAGUAUCAGAUCGCACAAGUGCCGAUUGUCGAUGCAGAUGGUGUGCUGACUGGCCUUGAGACACUGAGCCGCAUCGUUCAGGACGAUCGAAGUGAUAAUUGGGUUGUGAUUAUGGCCGGUGGCCUGGGCACGCGACUUCGGCCACUUACGGAGAACCUUCCCAAGCCGCUUAUCCCUGUGGGCGGAAAGCCUGUGCUUGAGAGCAUUAUUGAACGGCUGGCGGAGCAGGGGUUCAAACGCAUUUUUCUUUCGGUCAAUUACCAGGCGGAAAAAGUGGAAGCCUAUUUUGGUGAUGGGCAUGAGUGGGGUGUCGACAUCUCCUAUUUGGAAGAAAGCAAACGGUUGGGCACGGCCGGUGCUUUGACGCUCCUGCCAGAAACACCUAGCGCCCCGUUCCUUGUCAUGAAUGCGGAUCUGGUGACGGCGAUCAAUUUUCGCCGGCUUCUUGAUUUUCACGUGGAUCAGGUGGCUGAUGCGACCAUGGGCGUACGGGAGUACCGCUUCCAGGUCCCGUAUGGUGUCAUUGAGAUGAGUGGCAACCAGAUUACCGAGAUCAAUGAGAAGCCAACACAGAACUAUUUUGUGAAUGGCGGCGUCUAUGCGCUGUCACCGGCAAUUUUACAUCAUGUCCCCGACGGUGAGAUGUAUGACAUGCCGACUUUGUUCGAUCACGUAAUCUCUGAGGGUGGGCUUGCGAGCGCCUUUCCGAUCCAUGAAUACUGGAUCGAUAUCGGCCAAUUGGAUGACCUGCAGCAGGCACAGGAAGAAUUUGGCAAAGUCUUUGGUGCGAAAGAACCAGUGUGA
This is a messenger RNA of Effrenium voratum, 4755 nucleotides long. Lineage: Eukaryota; Dinophyceae; Suessiales; Symbiodiniaceae. The record is from the annotation of a GenBank genome assembly.